Molecule: messenger RNA, 412 nt
Organism: Gorilla gorilla gorilla (western lowland gorilla)
Lineage: Eukaryota; Metazoa; Chordata; Mammalia; Primates; Hominidae
Exons: 3
Coding region: 62-364 (100 amino acids)
Source: RefSeq, a predicted model, not a curated record
AGUCACAAGAGGAUGGGAGAGGAGCGGUCUGCAAGCAGCAGUAGGAGCAAGACCUUGAGACAUGUCCACCAAUGCUACGAUAGAUUCUGCUUUGGAGAUCAGCAUGCUGUAUAUCACAAUAAUGAUGGGACUCAUGGCAUGGGGGAUGGACAGAGGAGCUUUCUCCUGGAGUGGUAUUUCUGGAAUUUCUAGUGUCAGGUGCUACUUAAUAUCUCUCACAAGAAAAGAAGAAAUCCCUCUGCCUUUUAAUGUUCUGGGAAUAGAAAGAAUAAAGGAGACUGAGGUGAAUCCACCAAGGAGUAUAACAAUUUCUAGUUGUCUCCUUAAUAGUCCAACACUUCACUCACACAACAAUGUUACGUAGUUUCAUCAAAUGAUGAGUCCAGCCCCUUUCUUCUGCAGAAAAUGUCAG